Molecule: messenger RNA, 960 nt
Organism: Iphiclides podalirius (scarce swallowtail)
Lineage: Eukaryota; Metazoa; Arthropoda; Insecta; Lepidoptera; Papilionidae
Source: the annotation of a GenBank genome assembly
AUGUCGGCGGCGUGUUUACUCGCGGCGUCCCGCUCUCGCGGCCCGCCCCUCGCCCCGUUGCAGCCGCUCGCCGGCUCCCCCGUGUGCGCUGCACCACACAAUUCGUCGCAGCACUGGCCGCUCUUACCUCUCGAUAUUUGUGUUCGACGUCUGGACGGGCGUCGUGCACCGGUCCACCUGUCGCUCGCACCUAAGCAAGCAACGGUCGUCACUAGUAUCCUUUGUUUCCUCACUUCGACAUUUGUUUUGGGGCGCACGUGGACCGUUGAACGCGGCGCGGGUCCGCACACAAGCACAAGUUCUACGCCGAACGGGGAACACUGCGACCAAGGGCCGCGGAACGGUGCACAAAACGGGCUAACAGCACACGAUCGGGACGCGCGAGCCGGCACAAGUUUGGCGGGAGUCGCGGCGGCGCGGAGCUCUCGGUGGCGGGCGGCGGCGGGCACGGCCGGUGCGGAGUGGGCGCGCGCCGCGGCCGGAAUGGCGCGCGGACGGCGCGACGGGGGCGCCGCGCGCGGCCGCCGGCGGCAACUCCGCGCCGCGCUCGCACCGCGCCUCUCGAGUCUCGCGCUUGUCAACGUUCCUUGUUUUGAUUCGUCUCGUGUUCGCGGAUUCGACAUGCAACUUAGCGGCUGCGAGCGAUUAAGCGCAGAGCGGGGCCCGGCGAUGCCAAAUCAAAACACGGCCGCGCGACGUGACCUUGCAGCCGGCGUGCAGCGGCCUCGCGCUCUAGCCGUCCCGCUCGCACGCGACGGGGCGGCGUCCGCGGCCGCAACGCCCCCCGCCCGCCGCCCACCGCGCACACCCGCCGCGGCGCUUUUCCCGCGCAACGCGCUCCCGUCCGCGGCUGUUGUGCCUACUCGGCCGCGGACGGUGCGCUCCCUGUCGCCCCUUGGCCCCAAAUUCGCCCCCAAUGAGGCGUGCUACUUCGUCCAUUGUUCGACAGCGCGCUUGAUC